AUGCCAAGUGUGGCUGUAAAACUCUACAGCGUAUUCUUCAAGUUCCUCUUGAAGCACCGUUUACAAAACCGGAUUCAAGCCCAACCCGACAAUAACUCCAACUCGUUUGGUAUCACUUCACGACCCGAAGAAUCCGUCGCUAACUCUAACCCUUCUUUUACCGACGGCGUCGCCACCAAGGAUAUCCACAUCGAUCCUUUCACUUCUCUCUCUAUCCGAAUCUUUCUUCCUCACUCCGCUCUUUCUCCUCCCGAGCCUCAUUCCAAACCUAACUCCAAACCUAAACAACAAGCUCCCGAACCUGGAUCUGUAUGGAGAAGUAGCUAUGGUCCUCCGUUCAGGGAAGAGCAGCUCCGAGGGAGGAAUAGUAACGCUGUUGAGGGUUUGAAUUUGAUGGGCGCUGGUGUUGAAACCGGUGCUGGUUUGUACCGUGGUUACUCGCCGGCAUUGGAUAAUCGGCGGAGGAAAUUACCGGUGAUGUUGCAGUUUCAUGGUGGGGGGUGGGUUAGUGGUAGUAAUGAUUCGGUGGCGAACGAUUUGUUUUGUCGGCGGAUCGCCAAGCUUUGUGAUGUGAUUGUCGUUGCGGUUGGGUAUAGGUUGGCGCCGGAGAGUAGGUAUCCGGCUGCGUUUGAGGAUGGGUUGAAGGUGUUGAAUUGGUUGGCCAAGCAGGCGAAUUUGGCCGAGUGUAGUAAAUCUAUGGGGGUUGGUGGAGGAAGCCAUGGUGGUGGUGGUGGUGGGGAGUUUAACAAGGAUAAUCAUAGGCAUAUUGUUGAUUCUUUUGGUGCUUCAGUGGUGGAGCCUUGGUUGGCUAGUCAUGGAGAUCCAACAAGGUGCAAGCCAUACAUAGCUAUGAUUUGUCUUCAAUUUGGUUUUGCUGGUAUGAAUAUAAUAACAAAAGUAUCGCUCAACCGAGGAAUGAGUCACUAUGUUUUUGUUGUUUAUAGACAUGCUUUUGCUACAGCAGCUAUUGCUCCAUUCGCUAUAGUUCUUGAGAGGAAGAUAAGGCCAAGGAUUACGUUUCUUAUGUUCAUGCAAAUGUUUGUAUUGGGACUCCUCGGGCCUGUGAUUGAUCAGAAUCUAUACUAUGCUGGGUUGAAAUUCACAUCUCCAACAUACUCUUGUGCUAUUAGCAAUAUUUUCCCUGCAAUGACUUUUGUAAUGGCUGUUUUUUAUUUUCAGGAUGAAUUUUGUAGCAAAUAUGAAAAGGAGUCGCCAAUGUGA
Vicia faba (fava bean) is the source of this 1221-nucleotide messenger RNA. Lineage: Eukaryota; Viridiplantae; Streptophyta; Magnoliopsida; Fabales; Fabaceae. The record is from the annotation of a GenBank genome assembly.